This is a messenger RNA of Leptopilina boulardi, 539 nucleotides long. RefSeq lists its product as uncharacterized. NCBI's taxonomy places the organism in Eukaryota, Metazoa, Arthropoda, Insecta, Hymenoptera, Figitidae. The record is from RefSeq and is a predicted model, not a curated record. Bases 237 to 539 code for a protein of 100 amino acids. The transcript has 3 exons.
AGCGUAUACGUACGUAUAGAAUCAGUGUUAAUAUUUUAUUCUGAAUUACCGCCAGAUGGUAAGUCAACAGUUAGUCUGCGCAGAAGGCUACCGCGACUUGCAACUUAUUCUAUUGCUCUGCCUAUUUCAGAAAACCCUUUUUCUUACGUAUUCGUACGGUACCUCCCAUUUCUAGUCUUCUUGGCCUAACUUUUGUUUUAUUUUGGAUACAUAAAUUAUUUAUUUCUGUGAAUAAUAUGCCAAAACACAAAAGUACGAAACGUGUACGGAAACAUCGACUGUCAACCCAAUUUUCAUCUCUGCCGAAUAUAUCAAGUCCUUCAGAUGAUUCAAAUCAUGAAGAUGCGAAUGUUAAUGAGAAUAUCAGCUCACAGCUAGGACAACAAUAUGAUUCGCUUAGUUCCCAUAUGGAAGAUUGUCUCAUACCAGGCGACAUUGAUUCAAACUACGAAAUUAAUGAAUCUGAAGACCAAAGGGCUGAAUGCUAUAUGAGGAUACACGCAAUGUUACGAAAAUGGCGCUUAUUCCCUGAUAUUUAA